This is a messenger RNA of Salvia miltiorrhiza (redroot sage), 2099 nucleotides long. Its product is annotated as chaperone protein dnaJ 1, mitochondrial. Gene Ontology annotation, cellular component: cytoplasm. The transcript has 19 exons. The coding region runs from base 109 to 1473 and encodes 454 amino acids. The record is from RefSeq and is a predicted model, not a curated record. Lineage: Eukaryota; Viridiplantae; Streptophyta; Magnoliopsida; Lamiales; Lamiaceae. Gene Ontology annotation, biological process: response to heat; protein refolding. Gene Ontology annotation, molecular function: heat shock protein binding; ATP binding.
CAUUCGUUUAUCACCCACAAGAAUUUGCGUCCAUUUCCAAAGGGUUUAAGACAACAGCUCAUAAACCCCUCUCUUAUUUCCCCCUCCAUUUUGCUGCAUAGCCUAAGAAUGCGUCGAUGGCUCGCGUCUUCGCCCAAAUCACUAGCCGAUAAACUAUUGAAAAUUUGUGCUCAAUCCUCCGAUGGAGUCUUAUGUGGGAAAAUUCCCCACUUUCAACGGGCAUUCAUUUGUUCUCCAUGUCGACGGCAUCAUUCAUCAGCUGCAUAUCAGUACGGUUAUAGGGAAUGGCAUGCCGGUUUUGCACAUAAUGAAAUGCUGUUUUCGAGGCGUUUCAUCCACGGCACAGGGUCUUAUCAAUCCGCGGCACGUGAUUACUAUGAGAUUCUUGGCGUUUCUAGAGAUGCCACCCGCGAUGAGAUUAAAAAGGCUUUUCAUGCUCUGGCGAAGAAGUACCAUCCUGAUGCCAAUAAGAAUAAUCCCUCUGCGAAGAGAAAAUUUCAAGAGAUAAGAGAGGCGUAUGAGACUUUGAAAGAUCCUGAAAAGAAAACACAUUAUGACAGGUUGAGACAGAGUUCAAAAACAAAUGGGACAAGGAGUGCAGGAAAUUCUAACACGGGCUCGAGUCGCUUUAGACAUGCUCAUGGAGCUCAGUUCUCUGAUUCAUUUCACAAAAUUUUUUCUGAGAUUUUUGAAAAUGAAACUGAAAAUGUGGGUAGUGAUAUUCAGGUGGAACUUGUGCUUACAUUUUCUGAAGCCGCUCAAGGAUGCACUAAGGAUUUGUCCUUUGAUGCAGAUGUGCCAUGUGAUUCUUGCCAUGGCCGAGGCCAUCCCUUCGAUGCUCAAACAAUAAUGUGUCCAACUUGCAGAGGCAUUGGAAGAGUGACAAUACCACCUUUUACUACAACUUGCAGUACCUGUAAAGGUGUUGGACGAAUAAUCAAGGAAUACUGCACGGCUUGCGGAGGAUCAGGGGCGUGCAAAGGAGUCAGGGAUGCCAGAGUAACUGUACCAGCAGGUGUGGACGCUGGUGAUACAAUUCGUGUACCAGGAGCUGGUAAUUCUGGUGCAUGGGGAAGCACCUCUGGUGACCUAUAUAUAAAACUAAAGGUUGCAGAAGAUCCCGUAUUUUCCAGAAAUGGUGCUGAUCUUUAUGUGGACCAAUAUAUUAGCCUUACACAAGCCAUUCUUGGUGGCAGCGUUGAGGUGCCUACCCUAUCUGGGAAGAAGCAACUGACAAUUCCUAAGGGGGUUCAACAUGGGCAACUGGUUAAGUUAAGAGGCAAAGGAUUGCCUAAGAAUGGUUUCAUGGUGACCCAUGGAGAUCAGUAUGUACGCUUCUGCAUAAAUCUUCCUUCAACCGUAACUGAAAGACAACGUGCAAUACUAGAAGAAUUUGAGAAGGAACAAUUGGAUGAAAAUAAUAGAUCUGCUGCAGGCAGUUGCAGGCUUUAUCAGCGGCUAUCUACUGGUUGAACUGUACAGGUGGCAGUAUUGGGUUAGACGUUCUGCUUGGCCUGAGUUCGUACUGGAGUUCUCCAUAUUGACGAUGAUUUUGAUAUUCCUUGUCAAAGUCUUGAACUAGGACCACUGCACAUUCUGGACGAACAAGUGUACAGAGAUUGACUGGCAAAUCAGCGCAGAACAUAGGCUAUAUCAUCUCUGGAGCAGACUUCAAGUUUUGUGGUCUAUUCCAUGAUUCAGUUCUUAGCUCUUCAACAGUUACCAUCAUGGGCAAAGUUAUAAGAGGCUUGCUUCACUCGGUAAGGAUCAAGAAUAACCAAACAUUAUUUAACUUGUAAAUGAUGUUACGUUCAUCUUGGAUUAUUUGAUUCUUUCUUCAUACAAAUAUUGUACAACUCUCACAGCUUGAAAGAAUGAUAUAACAAAUGAAACUCUUCCGGUUCCAUAAUGCACAACCGGGGGAGCCCGUGGAAUCCCAGGUAUUGUCUUGUAGAUUGCUGUUAGUAAAAUGAUGUAUCGGAUUUUGAUUGUGAAUUCUCAUUCUUUGAUACGGAGUGGUCAUGAUUUAGAAGAUUGACCUAUUGAUGAGUUUGGGUCUUUAAAUAAUUUUAGUGGGAAGAAACUUAUGACUAGCUUCA